ACACGAUGGAAAAUGACACGAGUUCGUCCAUCACGUUUUCGUUAGCCGUCGCCUCGUUGGUUUUGUUUCUUCUUUACAGAUACUUGACGUCAACGUUCACGUAUUUCUCUGAACGCGGAAUUCCCGGCCCGAAACCCGUCCCGAUAUUCGGGAAUUUGUGGGGCAUUUGGCGAGUGAAUUUACCUCAGCACGAUCGGGAAUUGGUGAAAAAAUACGGCAAGAUCUUCGGCUACUUCGAUGGCUCCAAUCCCAGUCUGUGGGUCACCGACCCUAAAAUCAUUAAGGCUGUUUUUAUCAAAGAUUUUGACCACUUUAUCAAUCGUCGGAACAUGACGUUCGAAAGCAAAAUCGUUCGUCGGAUGGUUAGCAGCGCCCGCGGCCAGGAAUGGAAGGAUAUCCGCUCAUCCAUCACACCGGCUUUCACUUCGGGAAAAAUCAAACGAAUGUCCACCUUGAUCAAAGCGUGCGCCGAUCAAUUGGCAAUCAAAUUCGAUACAAUCGUAGCAACUGAAGGGAAAUUGAACGCUAAAAUACAGUUUAGCGCUUUCACGAUGGACGUGAUAGCCCGAUGUGCUUUUGGCAUGAAGAUUGAAAACUUGGGUGGAAAGGACGACCAGUUCAUGGCGAGAGCGAAAGCCAUUUUCAAUCCACCCGUCAACAAGACACCAUUAGCAGUGAUUCCUUUUAUUUAUCCCAAAUUGAUUCCUAUAUUGGGUGAACGUCUCUUCCUUACCGAAGGCUUCCAGUAUUUCAUUAAACUAUUAGAGAACUUGAUCAAGGAUCGAACGGCAUCAAAGCAGAAAUACCAGGAUUUCGUACAGGUGGCCACAGAAGCCAUUACCGAAUACAAGAAGGAGGUCGAAGGCAAGCCUGUGCCUAAAUGGAACAAGGAAGAAAUUGAGGAGAUAGUUAUCGCCCAGUCGGUCCUCUUCCUGUUGGCCGGGUUCGAUACGACGGCCACGACGUUGACCAACAUCAUCUUCCUUUUGGCUUUAAACCCGCAGAUCCAAAGCCGAUUACACGACGAAAUAGCGAAGAAGAUAGAGAUUUUCGCAGAAUUGAACCACGAAAUGCUUAUCGACUUUCCUUACAUCGACCAGGUCAUCAACGAAGUGCUGAGAAUGUAUCCACCAGUUCCGAGGGUAGAGAGAGAAUGCAACAAGGACGUGAUUUACAAUGGCAUUCAAAUCCAGAGAGGUACCAUCGUUACCGUCCCAUCGUUUGCUCUCCAUUACGACCCGGACAAUUAUCCGGAGCCGGAGAAAUUUAAUCCCGAUAGGUGGACCACUGAUAAUAAAGCUGAACGUAAUCCUUAUACCUUCUUGCCAUUCGGGAUGGGUCCUCGGAACUGCGUCGGGAUGCGCUUUGCUAUGGAAGAAAUUAAAAUAGCGUUGUGCACGAUGAUACAGCGGUUCCGCUUCUUUCCAGUCACUGAAACACCGGAGACGAUGCAAUUCGAAAAAGGGUUUAUGCAAGUGACACAGCCGGUGAAUGCUAUCGUUGGAAUCGAGCAUCGUACUGCUGAAUGAAUCUGUGCAUCUUGUGAUAUUCGUCAGCCACUAGGCUUUUGCCGAUUAACGGAUCUAUAUUACCUUGAUAGACCCGUUUAUCAAGUAACCAGAUGCCCGCGUGCAAAAUUCCUAUUGUCAUGAUAUUUGAAACAGUGUCGGUAAGCGAGACCAUUUAGUUUUUACAAUACAUUGCAUUUGUUGUUUAA
Molecule: messenger RNA, 1717 nt
Organism: Daphnia carinata
Lineage: Eukaryota; Metazoa; Arthropoda; Branchiopoda; Diplostraca; Daphniidae
Product: cytochrome P450 3A16-like
Exons: 13
Coding region: 6-1529 (507 amino acids)
Molecular function (GO): iron ion binding; steroid hydroxylase activity; heme binding
Source: RefSeq, a predicted model, not a curated record